Ctenopharyngodon idella (grass carp) is the source of this 2998-nucleotide messenger RNA. It is a transcript of the gene glis1a, whose product is annotated as zinc finger protein GLIS1. Gene Ontology annotation, biological process: regulation of transcription by RNA polymerase II. The coding region runs from base 748 to 2529 and encodes 593 amino acids. The record is from RefSeq and is a predicted model, not a curated record. The transcript is spliced from 11 exons. Gene Ontology annotation, cellular component: nucleus. Lineage: Eukaryota; Metazoa; Chordata; Actinopteri; Cypriniformes; Xenocyprididae. Gene Ontology annotation, molecular function: RNA polymerase II cis-regulatory region sequence-specific DNA binding; DNA-binding transcription factor activity, RNA polymerase II-specific.
CCACUAAUAACAAAUGUUUCCAUAGUGAUUUCUUAAACGUCAGUUGGGAUAAGUAUGGAUAAAAGAUUAACGACGUUCUUGUUUCGUAGUUCGUAAAGUUUUGUGCGUAAAUAUGUGUCGACAGCAGACGUCUGUUUCAUUAAAUGUCAUUGGCACACUUUUAUGGACCACAACGCCGAUAGCCUUCGAAUGAUGAACGUCUGUCUCUAGUUUUGUUAGUUAUAGCAUAUACAUUACAUUACCGGUUUACACGCCUUAACAACGAGAAGGCGGUUAUGUUUUACUUUCAGCCGCUUUUUUAGAGGAAGAGAUGAAACAAUUUCAAGGUUAUGGGUUUGGUCUUCACACCGAGGAAAGGAUGGAUGAGUCUUACACACUAGUGUCUGUUCCUGCAGCAGUGGACUAACAGUGAUUCGACUUCGGAUAAAACACAUUAUACUCGAUCCAGUAAUGUAAAGCACGGCAGCCUUGUGAUUAUGAAAUAUGUGGCUUGGUUAUAGGUCCUGGAAACCACUCAAGUAAACAGUGACUGGUGAAAGGACUGAACAGCACUUUGUAUUCUGGGACAGUUUAGAAGAUAGAACCACCAGAUUCAGCAUGCACCAGUUCCUCUUGAGAUACUUUGGGAAUCAUCACAGGUGCAUUUCUACAUAAAAAAAAAAAAAAAACAUUUGUGGGACCCCUGAAUCAUUUCUACAGUGGCCAUUUAUGAUCCACAUUUAGAGGGAAAGUAACUCAAAGAACAACAUGAGGCCUGCUGGUCUCAGCCCAGCUGUUGCACAACUGGAACAGUGUGGCCUUGUUAACCGUGAUGAAAAGUACCUGUCCUCUUUAAACCAAGCAAUUCACAUGGAAGCUCUGAAGAUGCGUAGCUUGUCUGAGUCACCUGUGUCGAUAAUAACAGAUGAUCUUGAUUUGGUCUGUUCCACAGAAAGAGCCAUUGUGUCGUAUUUCAGCGGAGUAAAGAGUGAUUCAUCCUGCACUUUCUCGGUUGGAGAUAACGUAUCACACGUUACAGACACAUUGUCCCCUUCCUUAUUCUGCUCUUCCAUGUCAUCCUUCAGUUCCUUCUCUCCAUCCUUCUCUUCCCCUUCCUCCAGCCACUCAUCUGGCUCAAUGUCAGAGCUGUGUUUGAGUUCUCCAUCCUUUUCAGCUCUCUGCGGUCCACCUGAGGCCCAGGACCUUCUCUACAGUUGCACGCCGCAGGAAAAACCUCCAGAAGGAUGUUUGUAUCCCAAGUCUCCUAAGCAAGAACCUGUUGUUGAAUUUCAUCUUUGUAACAAGAAGCUUCUAAACAAGGAAGAACUGCUUCAGUAUCUCUGCAGUGACUCGGACACAGCCAAGGAACAAACCCAGCACCUUAAUGUACGCAGUAGUCAUUCAGAAGUACCUGAAGAGCUUCCUACAUUGCAGCAGUUCAAGAAUGGUUUGGCACCGAGUGGGAUGCCUAUAGUUGAGGGAAAGAAUGGACACCAUAGUGAAGAACAGCCAUGUAAAUGGAUGGAUUGUAGGGCUACCUAUGGACAGAAAGAAGAACUGGUGAGACACAUAGAGAAAGUUCACAUAGAUCAGCGAAAAGGGGAGGAAUUUACCUGCUUCUGGGCAGGAUGUGUCCGCCGGCACAAGCCCUUCAAUGCUCGAUACAAACUGCUUAUUCACAUGAGAGUCCAUUCUGGUGAGAAGCCCAACAAAUGCAUGUUUGAAGGCUGCAGUAAGGCAUUUUCCCGUCUGGAGAACCUGAAGAUCCACCUACGCAGCCACACCGGAGAGAAGCCCUACAUAUGCCAACAUCCAGGCUGUCUCAAGGCCUUCAGCAACUCCAGUGAUCGAGCCAAACACCAGCGCACACACCUGGACACGAAACCGUAUGCAUGUCAGCUCCCAGGAUGCACCAAACGUUACACCGACCCCAGCUCGUUGCGCAAACACGUCAAGGUCCACUCCAGUAAAUCCCUGCAGUCACAGGACAAGGUCCAGCUACGCAAUAAGGUGGAGCAGGAAGUUGUGGACGUGUGCUUGGGCUUGCAGCAUCUCCAUGGCUCUACUCCUUCAGUACACAGCCCAGACUACAGGUGUCCCACCUCCCUCACUAAGAUUCAUCAGGAAGGCUUUACUGCAUACUCAGAGGAGGAUGAAUCGUGUAGCAGAGUCUUAUCUGGAGCCUCCAGUGUAACACUGGAGCAGCCCAGCAUGGAGCACAGCAGCAUCAGCCUUCACAACCAUCUGCACAUUAACAAGCUCAAUCAGUCGAGACUUUCUCCACUGGUUUGUGGAAUCAACCUGGUCAGUGGUACCAAUGAGCUCCAGUCUGUCUCUGAGAAACACAUCUCCUUCCUAAACCCACAUCAAAAACUCAACCAGAUGUUUAAUGAAGUACCAAUAAAUCAGCAAGUUUUUCAGGCCACUUUUAAUCGAGUUGAGCAGAUUUCCUGUAAUGAAAGAGACGAUCUGCAUAAUUUUGACCAAAAUGGAUUUCCUUUUACGUGUAUAAACUCCUCUGGAUACAGCUUAACUCAGGACAUACAGUAGGUGCGUGGGAAUCGCCCCUCCUUCCUGUCCUGCUCCGGUCAGGGUCUAUAUGAGCACUGCCUCAGUCAGAUCUACUCUCUGUAGACUUGAGACACACCUUUGAACCGCUGCAUCGGAGAGCAGAAGUGUAGGAUCAAGGACAUGAAAGCAUGCGCUUUGAGGAAGUGGAGCAACAUUCAUUGAGAGAUUGCUUGAGCAUUGAGUCAGAGAAAAGAGAGACUCCUUGGGCACUGAUGAUAAUGAUGCAGCCUUAUGUUUUGAUGCUGAAUAGACACUGUAGUUUUCUGUUUGAGUGUGCACAGAGAAUGUUAGGAGAUAUGUUGUUUAUAUUGAGUUGGUAUUUUAACAUGACACAAUUCUUUAUAUAACAUGUUUUGUUGUAUUUUCAGACAUUAGUUUAAUGUGUGACACAAUAUCACAUCAUAGUGUACCAUUUUGCCGUCUUUCUCAAAUAAAUUACAGAGAAAUA